Molecule: messenger RNA, 645 nt
Organism: Herpailurus yagouaroundi (jaguarundi)
Lineage: Eukaryota; Metazoa; Chordata; Mammalia; Carnivora; Felidae
Product: NKG2-D type II integral membrane protein-like
Exons: 3
Coding region: 237-581 (114 amino acids)
Source: RefSeq, a predicted model, not a curated record
AAUGUAUAGCAAGUUAUCAUUUUAUUUAAAAAUCUGUUUUAUGUUCUGACACUUGGACAUAUUGUAACCUGGCAUUUUCUCUGAUCGUACUUUCAUUUAGUCAGUGCCACUCACUGUGCCAUUUAGAAUUAGGGUGAGUGAUUAUAAUAAAAUGAUCUAUUGCAAGCAUUCAAGACCUUAUUUUUAUAAUAUGAAUUGAAGUUUCUCACGGGUGGUCUGGAGAAAUCAGGCAAGAUAUGAAAGCACCAGAAGACAAGAAUGCUUCCUUAGCAGAAGUUGAAGAUCAUUUAAUUUUACUACCCACUACAGCAUGGAAUGAAGACGAUGACACAUCUCAAGGAAAAUGGUACUGCCGUGGAAAAAGCUGUUACCACUUUUCAAAAGAGGAGAAAACUUGGGAAAGGAGCAUGGUGUCAUGCCAAGAUCUGCAGGCUAGUCUCCUGAAGAUUGAUACUAAAGAGGAGCAAGUCCUUAUUCAAUCAAAAAUAAAAUACAAUCAUUGGAUUGGAUUAAGUAGAGUUCAAGAAAGCGGGUAUCACUGGAAAUGGCUGGAUGGCUCACCCCUAUCUCAGCAGCUGUAAGUUUUCAUUUCAUGGCCUUGCUUCCUUUCCUGCUCAGUAACGGAUUGGUAGAUUAUUGGUGAAG